AUGGCGAAGGAAGAGGAGGAUGAGAAGAAAGCCAAGAAAGGGAAGAAGGGGAAAAAGGCCCCGGAGCCGGAGAAGCCCAAGCGGAGCCUGAAGGGGACGUCGCGGCUGUUCAUGGGCUUCCGCGACCGCACGCCCAAGAUCUCCAAGAAGGGCCAGUUCCGCAGCGCGUCGGCCUUCUUCUGGGGCCUCCACACCGGCCCGCAGAAAACCAAACGCAAGAAGAAGGCGCGCACGGUGCUCAAGUCCACGUCGAAGCUCAUGACGCAGAUGCGCGUGGGCAAGAAGAAGCGCGCCAUGAAGGGCAAGAAGCCUUCUUUCAUGGUGAUCCGCUUCCCCGGCCGGCGCGGCUACGGCCGCCUGCGCCCGCGCGCCCGGUCGCUCAGCAAGGCGUCCACGGCCAUCAACUGGCUCACCAAGAAGUUCCUCAUCAAGAAGGCCGAGGAGUCGGGCAGCGCGCAGGCCACGCUGGACGCCUGGCUGGACCGCUCGGGCUCCCGCGUGGGCUCGCGCAAGCUGCCCUUCCCGUCGGGCGCUGAGAUCCUGCGGCCCGGAGGCCGCCUGCGCAGGUUCCCGCGCGCCCACAGCAUCUACGCGUCGGGAGAGCCCGUGGGCUUCCUGCCCUUCGAGGACGAGGCCCCGUUCCGGCACUCGGGCUCUCGCAGGUCGCUGUAUGGGCUCGAAGGCUUCCAGGACCUGGGCGAGUACUACGACUACCACCGCGAAGGCGACGACUACUACGACCGGCAGUCCCUGUACCAGUACGAGGAGGAGCAAGAGCCCUACCUGGGGGCCCACGGCCCCCACGGUCCGGCCUGGCCGCCCUACGGGGACCUCCUGCACGCGUACCCGCCCGAGGACCCCCACGACUACCACUACCCUGACUACACCUACGGCUACGGCUACGGCUACGAAGACUAUGAGCCUCCUUACGCGCCCCCGUCAGGGCUCGCGUCUCCCUACGGCUACUACGACGUGUACGCUGGCGAGGCCCACGGGCUCGGCUACUACCUGGACCCCUACGGCCCUCCCGAGGCGCUCUACCCGCCCUACCCACCUUACGACCUUGCCUACGCGGCGCCCUACGGUGUCCCUUACGGCGCCCCCUACGGCGCCUCCCAGCAUGUCCCUUACGCCGCAGGCGUCUAUGGUGGAGGAGACCAGGCCAUCUACCCCCCCGAGGGGCCCUAUCUUCCGCCGCCGCCAGAGCAGUCGGGCUUCGCAUACCCGUGGGUGCCGCCGCCCAUCCUGUCGCCCCACAACCCAUACGCCCACCCCAUGGAUGACAUCGCAGAGCUGGAGGAGCCCGAGGAGGCGGGCGGCGAGCGUCAGGGCACCUCCUUUCGCCUGCCCAGCGCCGCCUUCUUCGAGCAGCAGGGCAUGGACAAGCCCGCCAGGUCCAAGCUGUCGCUCAUCCGCAGGUUCCGUCUCUUCCCGCGGCCCCAAGUGAAGCUGUUCGGGAAGGAGAAGUUGGAGGUGCCCCUGCCGCCCUCCCUGGACAUCCCUCUGCCCUUGGCCGAUGCCGACGAAGACGAGGAAGAGGAGGACGUGCCGCCGCUGCCCCCGGUGCCCUAUGGCCGCCCCUUCUGGGGCUUCCUCACGCCGCGCCAGCGCCGCCUCCAGCGGGCCCUUUCGGCCUUCGGCGCCCCCCGGGGCAUGGGCUUCGGCCCGGACUUUGGCCGCCCCGCGCCGCGCCCGGCCACCUCGCUGGCACGGUUCCUCAAAAAGACGCUCUCCGAGAAGGAGCCCAUCCCUCGGCUCCGGGGAAGCCAGACGGCCCGGCCAGGAGGCCCGCCGGUCAGGGAAGCGGCCUACAAGCGCUUCGGCUACAAGCUGGCGGGCAUGGACCCGGACCGUCCUGGCACGCCCAUCGUGCUGCGCAGGGCGCAGGCGCGCGCGCGCAACAACAACAACUCCCACCGGCCGCCCGUCGCGCCCCGCGCCCCCGGGCCACCGCCCGCCCCGGCCCGCGCCCCCCGCCCCAGCCCGCGCCUGCCUCCGCCCGCCUCGCCCUACGGCUCGCUCCGCCGGCACCCGCCGCCCUGGGCCGCCCCGGCUCACGUGCCCCUCGCGCCCCAGGCCCGCUGGUGGGCCUCGGCGGAGCCCCCGCCCGUGAGCGCCGAGGGGCCCCCUGACCUGCUGGCCUUCCCCGGACCCUGGGGCUCGAGUCGGCGGCGGGCGGCCCUCGGCUACGCGGGGCCGUCGCCCUGGCCCUCGCUGAGGAGCCCGCCUGGCCUGGGCUACCGCUCGCCCCGGGGGCCCCUGUCCCCUCAGCCCUCCCUCCGCACCAGCCCCUUCCAGCCGCCCUUGUCGCCGCCGCCCCGCCGUCGCCGCUCGGGGCAGGAGCCCCCGUCUUCGCUCCGAGCCUCCCGGCGCCCCAGGCCGCCCCGCUCUCCCGCGCUGGGCUCCCCGCGGCCGUCCUCGUCGCCCCCUCUGCUGGGCCACAGCCCGAGGCGCCGCUCGCUCAACCUCCCCUGGCGCCUCCCGCGCACGUGGCGCCGUCUCAGCGAGCCCCCCAGCAGGGCCGUGAAGCCCCAGCCUCCGCCGUCCUUCCCCCUGCCCGCGGGCUCUGCGUCCUGGUGCGUGGCCGCCCCUGCCCCGGAGCCCCCGGAGAGCCGGCGUGAGCCCGAGGACUCAGAGACACCCUGGAUAGUGCCCCCGCUGGCCCCCAGCUGGGACGUGGACAUGACUCCCACCCAGCGGCCACCCUCGCCCUGGCCGGGAGGCCCCAGCAGCCUCCGCGGCUUCUCCAGGCCCCCCUCAGUUGCGCCAAACCCCUUCCUCCAGCAUGUGGGCCCAGUGCCUUCCCCUGCCCCCCAGCCCAAGGACCCGGCCUGUGGCUCUCCUGGUGUCUUCCUGGGUAGACACCAUGACCCAGGGCCUGGACAGCUGACCACAUCGGCCAGCCCGAGCCCCAAGGAGCCGGAAGAAGUCUGCAUGGGGGACCCCCAGCGACCAGCAGAGCCUGAGCCCCCGACUCGGCCAUCCCCCAAGGAUUGCCCCUCAGAGCGGAAAGCACUGAAGCUCAGCCGCUCCCACCCACUGGCUGUGUCUGACCAGAGGCGAGCCACAUGGCCACUGUGGCGCCGCUGGGGGACGCUGCCCGGUACCCCAGCCCCCUUGGCGUCCACUGGGGCCCUAGGGCCCCUGCCCAAGGCAGGCGAACGGCGCCUAGCAACCCCCGGGCGUUUUGCUGUGGUUCUGCCUCGCGUGCAAAAGCUGACCUCUCUCCAGAAAGCUUGUCCUGCCCCCCUGCAGCCCCCCAACCAGCUGACCCGGGAGCCAGAGCCUGGCCCCAAGCCGAGAGCCUGGAGUCAGCUCUGGUCCUGCCUCUGGCUGCCGGCGGAGGCCUACCACCCCAGGCCCCGAGUGCUGGCCCAGCCCUCAUCCUGCCGCCUGGGCCCCGGAGCUGCCAGCCCGCCCCCCGGGGGCCCCUGGGAAGAGGUUGGCCACGAAGGCUGCUGGAACAAGAUGCACUCCAUCCGCAACCUGCCGCCCACGCGGUUCCGCGAGCAGCACCGGGAGGACGGCGUGGAGGACAUGACGCAGCUGGAAGACCUCCAGGAGUCCUCCGUGCUGUCCAACCUCAAGACCAGAUUUGAGCGGAACCUUAUCUACACCUACAUCGGUAGCAUCCUGGUGUCGGUGAACCCGUACCGGAUGUUCGGAAUCUACGGGCCGGAGCAGGUGCAGCAGUACAGCGGGAGAGCCCUGGUGGAGAAUCCUCCGCACCUGUUUGCCAUUGCGAAUCUCGCCUACGCCAAAAUGCUCGAUGCCAAACAGAACCAGUGCAUUAUCAUCAGCGGGGAGAGCGGUUCCGGGAAAACCGAGGCCACGAAGCUGGUCCUUCGCUACCUGGCCGCCAGGAACCAGAAGCGGGGCAGUACACGGCAGGUGAGUAUCCUGGAGGCCACACCUCUCCUGGAGUCGUUCGGCAAUGCCAAAACCGUUAGGAACGACAACUCCAGCCGCUUUGGGAAGUUUGUGGAGAUCUUUCUGGAAGGGGGCGCGAUCUCUGGUGCCAUAACCUCCCAGUACCUGCUGGAGAAAUCCAGGAUCGUGUUUCAGGCCAAAAACGAGAGGAACUAUCACAUCUUCUACGAGCUGCUGGCGGGGCUGCCCGCCCAGCUUCGGCAGGCCUUCAGCCUGCAGGAGGCCGAGACCUACUACUACCUGAACCAGGGUGGGAACUGUGAGAUCCCGGGCAAGAGCGACGCGGACGACUUCCGCCGGCUGCGGGCUGCCAUGGAGGUGCUGGGCUUCGGCGCCGAGGACCAGGACAGCAUCUUCCGCAUCCUGGCCUCCAUCCUGCACCUGGGCAACGUCUACUUUGAGAAGUACGAGACAGAUGCGCAGGAGGUGGCCUCGGUGGUGAGUGCGCGGGAGAUCCAGGCUGUGGCCGAGCUGCUUCAGGUCUCCCCCGAGGGCCUGCAAAAAGCCAUCACCUUCAAAGUGACCGAGACGAUGCGGGAGAAGAUCUUCACCCCCCUGACCGUGGAGAGCGCCGUGGACGCAAGGGAUGCCAUCGCCAAGGUCCUGUAUGCGCUACUGUUCGGCUGGCUCAUCGCCAGGGUCAACGCGCUGGUGUCCCCACAGCAGGACGCGCCAUCCAUCGCUGUCCUGGACAUCUACGGCUUCGAGGACCUGAGCUUCAACAGCUUCGAGCAGCUGUGCAUCAACUAUGCAAACGAGACCCUGCAGUAUCUCUUCAACAAGAUUGUCCUACAGGAGGAGCAGGAGGAGUACAUCCGCGAACAGAUCGACUGGCGGGAGAUGGCCUUCGCCGACAACCAGCCCUGCAUCAACCUCAUCUCGCUGAAGCCCUACGGCGUCCUGCGUAUCCUUGACGACCAGUGCUGCUUCCCCCAGGCCACAGACCACACGUUUCUGCAGAAGUGUCAUUACCACCACGGCGCCAACCCGCUCUACUCCAAACCCAAGAUGCCACUGCCCGAGUUCACCAUCAAGCACUACGCGGGCAAAGUCACCUACCAGGUGCACAAAUUCCUGGACAAGAACCACGACCAGGUGCGCCAGGAUGUGCUGGACCUGUUCGUACGCAGCCGGACUCGGGUGGUGGCACACCUCUUCUCCAGCCACGCCCUGCAGGCCACCCCUCAGCGCCUGGGCAAGAGCAGUUCUGUCACCCGGCUCUACAAGGCACACACCGUGGCCGCCAAGUUCCAGCAGUCGCUCCUGGAUCUGGUGGAGAAGAUGGAGAGGUGCAACCCCUUGUUUGUGAGGUGCCUGAAGCCCAACCACAAGAAGGAGCCGGGCCUCUUCGAGCCAGACGUGGUGAUGGCACAGCUACGCUAUUCGGGGGUGCUGGACACCGUGCGGAUCCGCAAGGAGGGCUUUCCGGUGCGGCUGCCCUUCCAGGCGUUCAUCGACAGGUACCGCUGUCUGGUGGCUCUCCAGCACAACCUGCCGGCCAGCGGGGACACGUGUGUGUCGGUGCUGAACCGUCUGUGCACAGUCGUGCCAAGUAUGUACCGCGUCGGCGUCAGCAAGCUCUUCCUUAAGGAACAUCUCCACCAGCUGCUGGAGAGCAUGCGGGGGUACGUCCUGGACCUGGCGGCCCUCACGCUGCAGCGCUGCCUCCGCGGCUUCUUCGUGCAGCGGCGUUUCCGCUCCCUGCGCCGCAAGAUCAUCCUGCUGCAGAGUCGGGCCCGCGGCUACCUGGCCAGGCAGCGGUAUCAGCAGAUGAGGCGGCGUCUGGUGAAGUUCCGGGCCCUGGUGCACGCGUACUCAAGCCACCGGCGUCACCUGAAGCUGAGAGCUGAGCGGAGGCUCCGGGUGGAGGAGGCGCGGCUACGGGAGCAGGAGGAGCUGAGCAAGCGGCAGGUGGUGGCCGUGGGGCACCUGGAGGUCCCUGCAGAGCUGGCCGGGCUCCUGCGAGCAGUAGCAGGCCUCAGGACGGCCCAGGUGCCCCGGGUGGCCCCCGUGCGGACUCCCCGGCUUCAGGCUGAGCCCCGGGUCACGCUGCCCUUGGAUAUCAACAGCUACCCCAUGGCCAAGUUCGUCCGGUGCCACUUCAAGGAACCUGCCUUUGGGAUGCUCGCAGUGCCCCUGAGGACGCCUCUCACACGGCUGCCCGCGGAGUACCACGCAGAGGCCGUGGGCAUCUUCAAGCUGAUCCUGCGCUUCAUGGGCGACCCGCAGCUGCACGGGGCCCGGGACCAUACCUUCGGCAGCUACAUUGUUCAGAAAGGGCUGGCAACACCCGAGCUGCGGGACGAGAUCCUGGCACAGCUGGCCAACCAGGUGUGGCGCAACCCCAGCGUCCACAAUGCCGAGCGGGGCUGGCUCCUGCUGGCCGCCUGUCUCGGCAGCUUCGCCCCUUCCUCGCGCCUCAGCAAGUACCUGCUCAAGUUCGUGUCUGACCACGGGCAGAACGGUUUCCAGGCCGUGUGUCAACAUCGCCUCAUGCAGGCCAUGGGCCAGGCCCGACAGCAGGGCUCCGCGGCCGCCCGCACCUUCCCUCCGACCCAGCUGGAGUGGACAGCAGCCCGGGAGCGGGCCGGGAUGGCGCUGGAUGUGGGCUGCUUCAACGGUGACCAGUUUUCCUGCCCGGUGCACCCUUGGAGCACGGGGGAGGAGGUGGCUGCGGACAUUCUGAGGCACAGGGGGCUGGCCGACGGCUGGCGGGGCUGGACGGUGGCCCUGAAGAACGGGGUCCAGUGGGCAGAGCUGGCCGGCCACGACUACGUGCUGGACCUGGUGUCGGACCUCGAGCUGCUCCGGGACUUCCCGCGACAGAAGGCCUACUUCAUCGUGGGCACAGAGGGGCCGGUGGCCGGCAGGGCAGGCCCCAGAGCGGUAUUUGGGAACAGCUGGGACUCAGACGAGGACACACCUGCUCGGCCCCAGCCCCAAGGUCACGUGCCUGUCGUGCCUGACUCUGACGGCUACUGCAGCCACGAUGAGGACGGUACAGAUGGGGAGGCAGAGGCCCAGAGAGGGACAGCGACGCGCCAAGACUUGGGCAGCCUUGGAGAGCUGGCUGGGCCCCGCCAGGGACUGGACUGCUACCUGGACAGCCUCUUUGACCCCGUGCUGUCCUGCGGAGACGCGGACCUGGAGAAGCCAACAGCCAUUGCCUGCCGCAUGAAAGGGGGAGGCCAGCCGGGCAGAGGUGGCGGAAACAGCACCGGAGGCGCCCCGGGGAGACGUCCAGAGCCAGAGCCAAAGCCAAUUCCAGGCCUGGAUGCCUCCACGUUGGCUCUGCAGCAAGCCUUCAUCCACAAGCAGGCGAUGCUGCUGGCCCGCGAGAUGACCCUGCAGGCCAUGGCGCUCCAGCAGCAGCCCCUGAGUCCCGCCCCCAGGCCCCUGCCCCCAGAGAAACCCCUAGCGCCAGAGGCUCUGCCGAAGUUCGUAGGCACCGGACCCCCGGCCAAGCCCGUGCUCCUGCGCUGCGCUCCAAAGCCCUUGGCCCCUGCCCCUCCGGCCAAGGCCCUGAGGCCCCCCACCAAGCCCGUGGCUGCCCCCAUUCUAGCGCAGGGCUGGGCUUCUCCAGAAACCACCUCGCGCUGCCCAGAGCCGGCCCGGUCCUCCACGCUCAACUCGGAGCGCUUCCCGCAGCCCACGCAGCAGAUCAAAGACAUUGUCAGGCAGUACCAGCAGCCGCCCCGGGGAGCCCGGCCCGAGGCCCUCAGGAAGGACGGCGGGAGAGUGUUCGUGAAGCGGCCCGACCCCCACGAGGAGGCCCUGAUGAUCCUGCAGGGCCAGAUGAGCCACCCGGCAGCAGCACCUGGCACGCAGGUCCCCAGAGAGGCCGUGGCCCUGGUGAAGCCAGUGACCAGCACGGUGAGGCCGUCCACAGGGCCCAUGCCAGCGCUGCCCUCACGGUCGCUGGAGCCGGAGCUGGCCAAGGACCCCGUGCAGACCCAGCUGCACCGCCUGCUUAACCCCGACUUCUACGGCUACCAGGACGCCCCCUGGCGGAUCUUCCUGCGGAAGGAGGUGUUCUACCCCAAGGACAGCUACAGCCACCCUGUGCAGCUGGACCUCCUGUUCCGCCAGAUCCUGCAUGACACGCUCUCCGAGGCCUGCCCGCGCAUCUCCGAGGAGGAGAGGCUCCAGAUGAAAGCCCUCUUUGCCCAGAACCAGCUGGACACACAGCGGCCCCUGGUGACGGAGAGCGUGAAGCGGGCCGCGGUCAGCACCGCACGCGACAGCUGGGAGGUCUACUUCUCCCGCCUCUUCCCGGCCACGGGCAGCGUGGGCACCGGGGUGCAGAUCCUGGCUGUGUCCCACACGGGUAUCAAGCUUCUCCGGAUGGCCAAGGGCAGCCGCGAGGCCGGCGGGCAGCUGCGGGUCCUUCGCUCGUACAGCUUGGCGGACAUCCUGUUUGUGGCCAUUCCCUCCCAGAACAUGCUGGAGUUCAACCUGGCCAGCGAGAAGCUCAUCCUCUUCUCCGCCCGAGCUCACCAGGUCAAGACGCUGGUGGACGACUUCAUCCUGGAGCUGAAGAAGGACUCAGACUUCGUGGUGGCCGUGAGGAACUUCCUGCCCGAGGACCCGGCGCUGCUGUCUUUCCACAAGGGUGACAUCAUCCACCUGCAGCCCCUGGAGCCCCCGCGAGCGGGCUACAGCGCCGGCUGCGUGGUGGGCAAGAAGGUCGUGUACCUGGAGGAGCUGCGGCGCCGAGGCCCCGACUUCGGUUGGAGGUUCGGGACCAUCCACGGGCGCGUGGGCCGCUUCCCUUCGGAGCUGGUGCAGCCCGCAGCCGCCCCCGACUUCCUGCAGCUGCCCACUGAGCCGGGCCGGUGCCGUGCCGCUGCGGUGGCUGCCGCUGUGGCCUCAACCGCUGCUGCACGGGAGGUGGGCCGCCGGAGGGAGGGCCCCCCAGUCAGGGCUGGCUCCGCUGACCGUGGGGAGGACGGCCUGGCUCUCCCACCGUGCGCAAUGCUCGAGUUUGCCCAGAAGUAUUUCCGAGAGCCUCAGAGGAGACCCCAGGACGGCCUCAGGCUCAAGUCCAAGGAGGGCCGCGAGUCGGGAACCCUGGAGGACAUGCUUUGCUUCACCAAGACCCCCCUCCAGGACUCCCUCAUUGAGCUCAGCGACAGCAGCCUGAACAAGAUGGCCACGGACAUGUUUCUAGCUGUGAUGCGGUUCAUGGGCGAUGCCCCGCUGAAGGGCCAGAGCGAGCUGGACGUGCUCUGCACCCUCCUGAAGCUGUGCAGGGACCAUGAGGUCAUGCGGGACGAGUGUUACUGCCAAGUCGUGAAGCAGAUCACAGACAACAGCAGCACCAAGCAGGACAGCUGCCAGCGAGGCUGGAGGCUGCUGUACAUCGUGGCUGCCUACCACAGCUGCUCCGAGGUCCUCCAGCCGCACCUCGUUCGCUUCCUCCAAGAUGUGGGCCGGACCCCGGGCCUGCCCUUCCAGGGGAUUGCCAAGGCCUGUGAGCAGAACCUGCAGAAAACGCUGCGCUUCGGCGGCCGGCUGGAGCUCCCCAGCAGCAUGGAGCUCCGGGCCUUGCUGGCGGGCCGCAGUUCCAAGAGGCAGCUCUUUCUUCUCCCUGGAGGCCUCGAACGCCAUCUCAAAAUCAAAACGUGCACCGUGGCCCUGGACGUGGUGGAGGAAAUCUGUGCCGAGAUGGCCCUGGCGCGCCCCGAGGCCGUCAGUGAGUACGUCGUCUUCGCCGUCACCCACCGAGGCCAGCACGUGUGCCCGCUCAGCCGCCGCGCCUACAUCCUGGACGUGGCCUCGGAGAUGGAGCAGGUGGAAGGCGGCUACAUGCUGUGGUUCCGGCGCCUGCUUUGGGAUCAGCCGCUCAAGUUUGAGAACGAGCUCUAUGUGACCUUGCACUACAACCAGGUGCUGCCCGACUACCUGAAAGGCCUCUUCAGCAGCGCGCCGCCCGGCCGGCCCAGCGAGCAGCAGCUCCAGCAGGUGUCCAAGCUGGCGGCACUGCAGCACCGGGCCAAGGACCACUUCUACCUGCCCAGCGUGCGGGAGGUUCAGGAGUACAUCCCGGCCCAGCUCUACCGCGCGGUGGCCGGCGACUCGUGGCUCGACCUGGUCAGCCAGCACCGGCCGCAGACGCAGGCGCUCAGCCCCCACCAGGCGCGCGCCCAGUUCCUGGGCCUCCUCAGCGCCUCGCCCUUGUUCGGCUCCUCCUUCUUCUUCGUCCAGAGCUGCAGCAACGUGGCGGUGCCGGCCCCCUGCAUCCUGGCCGUCAACCAGAACGGCCUCAGCUUCCUCAGCAUGGAGACCCACGAGCUGAUGGUACAGUUUCCCCUGAAGGAGAUCCAGUCCACGCGGACCCAGCGGCCCACGGCCAGCUCCAGCUGCCCGUACGUGGAGAUCGCGCUGGGGGAUGUGGCGGCCCAGCGCACCGUGCAGCUGCAGCUGGAGCAGGGCCUGGAGCUGUGUCGUGUGGUGGCCGUGCACGUGGAGAACUUGCUCAGCGCCCGGGAGAAGCGGCUCACGCUGCCCCCCAGCGAGAUCACGCUGCUCUGACCCAGCCCCGCUGCCAGGAGGCUUGCUGUGUGGCCUCAGGGGAGUGACUGGGCCAGCAGCUGAGGGGAAAUCGAGAGGCAGCCGGCGCAGCGGGCCGGGCUAGGAACCUGGGAAGACCCGUCCAGAGCGGGGAUGGCAUCACGGCGUGCAGACUUGGGCAGAGAGCAGGGGGGCCUCGUGGAGACUGACCAGGGGCCUCCUGCCACCCACCAUGGUGGCCCUGCCCUGCCUCCCUGCUGCGGCAGGGAAGGCCCACACCACCAGCCUAGCCUGGCUCUGAUGUUCAGGUCUGCUCCAUCCCCAGGUCCCAGCUCCUCACCUGUGCUCCCCCGGGUGCCCCCUGGCACUGCCGCUGAGCUUGCAUCCAUGGCUCUUGGUCAUUACUGUACAAAUAAAAGGUACGCCUGGCAGCAUA
Messenger RNA from Phacochoerus africanus (Common warthog), 10879 nucleotides. RefSeq names its product myosin XVA (gene MYO15A). Gene Ontology annotation, molecular function: protein binding; ATP binding; cytoskeletal motor activity. The record is from RefSeq and is a predicted model, not a curated record. NCBI's taxonomy places the organism in Eukaryota, Metazoa, Chordata, Mammalia, Artiodactyla, Suidae. The coding region runs from base 1 to 10464 and encodes 3487 amino acids. Gene Ontology annotation, cellular component: myosin complex; cytoskeleton. The transcript is spliced from 65 exons.